AUGCACUAAUUGAUUAAUGAACUAAAAAGAGAAACAAAAGAAAAAUAUAUACAUUAGAAAACUAAAAUUUAGACUUUUAAAAUGUUUCACCGUACAAUACAACUUUCAAAGAUUAUUUUUUUCCUAAAUUUGUACUCUUAACUAUGCAAUGCAUUAGUCAGCAUUUGGCAUUAAAAUAUGCAGGCAACAGCCCACCAUACCAGUUUUUCACACAUAACAUAGAAAGAGCAGUUGUUUCAUGGAUCCGUCAAUUCAUCAACGCGCACACACAACUUGUAAAUAAAAAAUGUACUAGAACAAACAAUACCAACAACAAGGAAGAAGUGAAAAUCAAUCACCUCCACUGCAUUAAUGUGCUUCACGGCCUCACACAUGACACAACAAACAACCUUUUAAACAAGACGGUGCUGAUGCUGAUGCUGAAUCAACCAAAGUCAAAGUCAGAUCUACAUGUUUUAUGACAUACAUAUCAUAUCCAAUUCAAAUUCUCAUCUACCGUACCACUUCUUUCAUUCAUUACCAUACUCAUCCCUUUACACUUUGCCAGCUAGCACCACCAUCACUCUUCUACUCUUACAAACUUCCAUAAUUUUCUGAAAGAAACCACCGACCAAACAAACAAACAUCAUCAUGGUAGUAGUAGUAGUAACAAAACAUUGGUUUUCACCAUCCCAUGUUUUUGUUCUUGUUCUUUUCAUUUCAAUCUUCCUCAUGUCAAAACCAUGUUUCUGUGGUAUUCAAUAUACAGGCCAAAUCUUACCUGGUACUCAAGGUUCAGAAAUGGAUUGGGUUGACAAAGAAGGAAAAUUCCUCAUCUCAAAAAACCAAAAUUUUGUUUUUGGUUUUACCACCACCGCCAAUGACACAACCAAGUUUCUAUUAGUAAUCGUCCAUGUACCAAGCUCCAAAGUGAUUUGGACUGCUAAUAGAGCAAAACCUGUUUCUAAUUCUGAUGAUUUUGUCUUUGAUAAAAAGGGUAAUGCUUUUUUACAAAAAGAUCGAAUUUUGAUCUGGUCUACAAACACAAUUAACAAAGGGGUUUCUUCAAUGAUGUUGCAGGAUAAUGGAAAUUUGGUUUUGCUUGGGAGUGAUAACAGUACGGUAAUUUGGCAAAGUUUUGAUUUUCCUACUGAUACUUUGUUGCCUGAACAGGUUUUCAAAGAGGGAAUGAAACUUACUAGUGAACCUAGUUUGAAUAAUUUGACCUAUGUUCUUGAGAUUAAAUCUGGUAAUGUUGUUCUUUCAGCUGGUUUCAAAAUUCCUCAGGUUUAUUGGUCUAUGGAGAAUGAUAACCGUAAAAUCGUUGAUAAGGUUGGUGAUGUUGUGGUUUCGGCAAAUAUAAGUGAUAAUUCUUGGAGAUUUUAUGAUGACAAAAAGUCUUUGUUGUGGCAAUUCAUUUUCUCUGAUAUUGCAGGUGUGAAAAAUGCAACUUGGGUUGCUGUUUUGGGAAAGGAUGGUGUUAUUACUUUCUCUAGUCUUAACAGCGGUGGAUCCAACAGUGAGUCAUCGACAAGGAUACCGCAAGAUCCUUGUGCUACACCGGAGCCUUGUGAUCCUUACAAUAUAUGCACAGGCAACCGUGCGUGUAGUUGUCCUUCUGUUGUUCCUAGUUGUAAACCUGGUUUUGUUUCUGCUUGUGAUGAAAAAUCAGAAAAGUCUAUCGAAUUUCUGAAAGGUGAUGAUGGGCUUGAUUACUUUGCACUUGAUUUUCUUCAGCCUUUUUCGAAAACCAAUUUGGUAGGUUGUCAAACGUCUUGCCGUGGAAAUUGCUCUUGUCUGGCAAUGUUUUUUCAUAAAAGUUCAGGAAACUGUUUCCUGUUGGAAAGGGUAGGAAGUUUUCAGAAAUCUAAUGACGGAGAUUCUGCUUAUGUUUCUUACAUUAAGGUCUCAAGCAAUGGAAACACAAAAGGAAGUGGAAGUAGCAAUAAACACAUCAUUGUUGUUGUUGUAAUUGUCAUAUUAACUUUGUUUGUAAUUUCUCUUCUGCUCUUUGUUGGGGUUAGAUACUACAGGAAAAAGAAAAGGUUACCGGAGUCUCCUAGAGAAUCAGAAGAGGACAAUUUCUUGGAGAAUUUAACCGGUAUGCCGAUCCGUUACCGAUACAAAGAUCUCGAAGUUGCAACUAAUAACUUCUCAGAGAAGCUUGGCUCAGGAGGUUUUGGUUCAGUCUACAAAGGAGUUCUACCUGAUGGAACUCAAUUAGCUGUGAAGCAGCUAGAAGGUAUUGGUCAAGGGAAGAAAGAGUUCAGAGCUGAAGUUAGCAUCAUUGGAAGCAUUCAUCACCUUAAUUUGGUAAGGCUUAAAGGUUUUUGUGCUGAUGGAACACACAGGCUUCUAGUUUAUGAGUUUAUGGCUAAUAACUCAUUGGAUAAAUGGAUAUUCAAGAAGAAAAAAGGCGAAUUUCUUUUGGAUUGGGAUACGAGGUUUAACAUAGCAGUAGGAACAGCAAAAGGGCUAGCGUAUUUACACGAAGAUUGUGACUCAAAGAUUGUUCAUUGUGACAUCAAGCCUGAAAAUGUACUCCUUGAUGAUCAUUUCACGGCUAAAGUUUCAGAUUUUGGUUUAGCCAAGCUCAUGAAUAGAGAACAAAGUCAUGUUUUUACAACAAUGAGAGGAACACGCGGCUACCUUGCACCUGAAUGGAUAACAAACUACGCUAUAUCAGAGAAAAGUGAUGUAUACAGCUAUGGAAUGGUGUUGCUAGAGAUUAUCGGAGGAAGGAAGAAUUAUGACACUAAUGAGAGUUCAGAGAAAAGCUAUUUUCCUAGUUUUGCUUUUAAGAUGAUGGAAGAAGGGAAAAUGAGAGAUAUACUUGAUUCUGAGCUGAAAAUUGAUGAGCAUGAUGAUAGGGCUCAAUGUGCUAUAAGGGUAGCAUUGUGGUGCAUACAAGAAGACAUGUCUAUGAGACCUUCAAUGACUAAAGUUGUUCAAAUGUUGGAAGGUCUUUGUGCUGUUCCUAUACCACCAACUAGUUCAUAUUUGGGUUCUCGGCUUUAUGCUACCGCGUUCAAAUCAUCUAGUGAAGGUGGUAACUCUUCUGCUCCAUCAGACGGUAAUAGUAAUAGUGAUGCUUAUCUAUCGGCAGUUCGUCUUUCUGGCCCAAGAUAACAGCAACAAUAGAUCUAUGUAUUUUUCUUUUUUCUUUUUUGGUGUUUUGAUUUAGUAAUAUUGAGGAAAUUAAUAUGUAAUUAAUCAUGUGCUAUUUUCUGGCUUGGUUACUCCUGUAUAGGGAUUUUAUUUUAUACAUUUGUAUGUUGUAAAUUUUGUUUUGUAAGUUCCUGAAAUCUUUGUAUCCUAGUAUUAGCCUAUAGUAUUUUAGAGUCAACAAUGGAUUUCUCAUUUUA
Molecule: messenger RNA, 3344 nt
Organism: Trifolium pratense (red clover)
Lineage: Eukaryota; Viridiplantae; Streptophyta; Magnoliopsida; Fabales; Fabaceae
Product: G-type lectin S-receptor-like serine/threonine-protein kinase SD2-5
Exons: 1
Coding region: 631-3108 (825 amino acids)
Biological process (GO): protein phosphorylation
Molecular function (GO): protein serine/threonine kinase activity; ATP binding
Source: RefSeq, a predicted model, not a curated record